AGCUUGAAGCAUUGUGGCCUUGGACAAUCUCAAACUCUAUCCCCCCUACACUCUUUCCAUCUCCGCUCUAUAGCUUCAUAAUUUCACCUCUUCUCUUACUCCUUCCAGCAUAAAAUAAAAGAGAGAGAGAGAGAGAGAGAGAGAGAGAGAGAGAGAGAGAGAGAGAGAGAGAGAGAGCAUAAGACACUCCAGAACAUACGUUUUUGGAACCUGCGAAACUUGCGGAACCAUGGCUCCAGAACCGCGACCGCUGGACCGGAACUGCAUGGAAUGGACCGUCUACGUCAACAAGAAACUCGAGCAAAUGCCCCUCGGCGAGCAACCGACCUGGAAGAAGCGGUGCGUCUACAAAGUCCCCGCCUGCGUCGUCACCGACCUCAACAGCAAGGCCUACCGGCCGCAGGUUGUCUCCUUCGGGCCCUACCACCACGGCGAAGAACACCUCCGCCCCAUGGAGGAUCACAAGGAGCGCGCGCUCCUCCGCAUCCUCAAGCGGUCCCAGAAGCCCAUCGAGUGCUUCCUCGAGUCCCUGAGGGAGGUGGCGGGGGACCUUGUGGAGAGCUAUGAGGAGCUGGACCAGAAGUGGAAGGAAGGCAGCUGUGAGGGCGCAACAGACCAGUUCCUGGAGCUGAUGAUCACUGACGGCUGCUUCAUGCUCGAGAUCUUGAGGACCGGAACAAAAAGGGUGGAAGACUACGCGCCCAAUGACCCCAUCUUCGGCAACCACGGGAAGUACCACAUCCUGCCGUACAUUAGGCGGGAUAUGCUGAUGCUGGAGAAUCAGCUUCCGAUACAAGUGCUGGAUCGGCUGGUCACUCUCGAGAACGAUGAUGGCAAGAAGGACGACGAACUCAUCAACAGGCUCAUCCUCAACUUCUACUCCCCCGGCAUGCGCAUCACGAGUAUGGGCAAAUGCCUGCACGUCCUGGACGUCUUUAGGAAGAGCAUGCUGAGGGAUUUCAAGAGUACCCAGCCAGAGCUGGACAAGAUGGGGCACGAUGGCAGCGAGGAGAUAAUCCGGUCAGCCACCGAGCUCCGCGACGCCGGGAUCCGUUUCAAGAAGAGCAAGACCAAAAGCCUCAACGACAUCUCCUAUUCCUGGGGGGUCCUGAGGCUCCCCGCGAUCGUGGUGGACGACACCACUGAGUCCACGUUCCUCAACCUCAUAGCCUUCGAGCGCUUCCAUGUUGGGGCCGGGAGCGAGGUCACUUCCUACAUCUACUUCAUGAACAGCAUCAUCAACAAUGAGCAGGAUGUCGCUCUGCUCCACGCCCGGGGCAUCAUCCAGAAUGCCAUCGGGAGCAACAAGGCGGUCGCCAAGCUGUUCAACUCGUUGUCCAAGGAUGUGACAUUAGAUUGCGACGGCAGCCUCGACGCCGUGCACAGGAAAGUCAGCGAGUACUGCAAGAGGCGCUUGAACAGGUGGAGGGCUCGUCUCUACCGCACCUACUUCAGGAAUCCAUGGGCUAGAUUGUCUCUCAUCGCCGCCAUCGUCCUCCUCACGCUCGUCAUGAUUCAGACCGUAUUUAUCGCGGGCGGUUAAAACGGUUCAACCCUCCCCUCGCCUCUGUGCAAUAAGCUUUUCCGCAGUUUUGGGUUUUUCUCCGGAUGGCUGAUGUUUGAUCAUUAUCUCUUGAUUGAUUGUUGAUUCUUGUUCGGGAUGAUCUUCCUUCUGUUUUCGUUCAUGUUCAUUUUUCCCUUCCGGUAUUCAAAUGAUGGAUCUGAUGGUUCAAGAGGGUGAGAGACUAGAGAUGAUCUCGCGAAUUAUGUUCUUGCUAUAUUCCUUCAUGAAAUUAUUAGCCUCCAUAUGCUCCAAAAGAAAAUCCACUAUGGAGAAUGCCAUUGUGUGCAUUUGCGAUGACCGUAA
This is a messenger RNA of Eucalyptus grandis, 1867 nucleotides long. RefSeq names its product UPF0481 protein At3g47200. Bases 230 to 1543 code for a protein of 437 amino acids. Lineage: Eukaryota; Viridiplantae; Streptophyta; Magnoliopsida; Myrtales; Myrtaceae. The record is from RefSeq and is a predicted model, not a curated record. The transcript has 2 exons.